Molecule: messenger RNA, 4292 nt
Organism: Amoebophrya sp. A25
Lineage: Eukaryota; Dinophyceae; Syndiniales; Amoebophryaceae
Source: the annotation of a GenBank genome assembly
GCUACACUGAUAGAAGCAUUUGCUCACUUAUUCUUAGCUUCAGAAGUACCUUCGUUGGCAACAAGUACUUAUGAAUUUCCCGGCAAGAGGGCGCUUUCGGUCGCUUGAUCAGCAUGAAUUUUCUGUUGUGACUGCCUUUGAUGUUGCGUGAUUCUCUUCGUUGUUCAUCCUCCUCCUUUAUCAUUCUUCUACUCACACUAACAUCUCUCUACUGCCUGCGCUAACCCUCAUCCUUUCCUUUGCUCUGUCUUUGUCUUUCGUUCUUCAAAAAAACAAAACCAUGCAGUCGUUCAUAACCGGUCAGUUGCUGCAAGCAGAGCCAUUUCCCACUACAUUCAGCAAGGACGUCGAUGCUUCGCAGCAAAGGCAAAAAUCCUCUUCACCAGUUCUCAAUGCACCACAAUCAGCAACCCCCUCUCCAUCUGUUGCCUCUCUACAACAACUCCCGGUUGGUCCUAGAGUUGUACCUCCCACAACUACGACAGCUCCUGGUGGCAGCGGCAGCACAACUGCCAGCAUGAUGCUCUCUACUCCUCCACCACAAAAUCUAGACAUUAUCCGCAAUGUCGAUCAAAGCCUAGAGGCUGCGGCAGCCAAAGUAAUGUCUUCACGAUCUUCGGGAGGCGGACACUUGCCAGCAGACCAAGAAGCGCCAGCUUUGAUGAAAAUGUCCACAAGACCACCGUCAACAAGGGUGGCGGCACGUGGCGCAGGCGGAUCGUUGCGAAGGAGACCAAGCGAUCCCUCAGGACAACAUGCUAUUAUUAUGACUGACGACUGGUAGUACAGUAGUUUUAUUUUCCUAAGUUAGUAUCUGAACAAGAAAGUGAUAGAUAAAGAUACUCCGACUUGAAAUAUAACUUCUGAAUAAGCACGCUACUCAAAAACGCUCUCCCUCUGAACUUGAAAGACCCAAUCCCAGCUCUGCGCCCCACCUCCGCCUCUUCAUACCGUUGCAAAGCGCCCACGCCUUGAACAGUGCUCACCACAACUUGAAUUCUCUCGGCGCUGGGCUCAACGGCAAACAGGUGGUCUCCGACGCGACCGACAUGAUCAAAGGCUUUUUUGGCAACAUCCAGAAGAAAAUCGUAGAUGUUUUCAACGAAGACGAAGCCGAGUUCAUCACCGCAGCCGAACUACGUGCGAGAACGAGGCUCGGAGCUGGCAGAGCUCCUGGAACAGGGGGAUCGCUUGCAGGCAGAGGAGGAAACACGCCUGGAAGCAGUAUGGGAUCUUCCUCUUCGAGUCGAGGUGGUGGAGGAGGUUGUUCUAGGAAUGCGAAUUCCACCAGUGCAAAUCUGAGUUGUACUACUACUUCUAGCGUCAACACGGGUGGACCUUCAGGACGAGUUGGAAGUGCAUCAACAUCCUCUUCAUCGCGUUCUGCAAAUACUAUGGCAGCUCCAGCUGGAAGCAAAAAGACAAGUUUAAGAAGUGAUUCUUCAACUAGUGGAAGUGCAGGAGCAGGGGAAGCUUCACAACAGCCAAAAUCUGAUGGACAGGCCUCAACAUCAUCAUCUUCUGCAACAACCAGCAGUCUGCCGAAACAAGCUGACGCCAUUCAGCAGGCAGAACAGACACAAAGGUCUUCGUCUGCCGCACAAUCCACCACAACAACAUCAAACAUCGUUGGUGGCGAUGGUUCCACAGAGCCACCACGCGGUGCAGCCUUGUUUGACCCAAUGCCGCAAGCGAGGUCAGUUGCACAAAAUCUUACAACUGCUGCUGCGUCGAUGACGAACACUUUUUUUGCGACAUCAGGUGGUACAACUCCUAUGUAUCUUUUUUGUCGGACCAUCUCCAUCAUGACUACUACUUGUUCUGAUGUGACUCUUACAAGCAUGAUGGUAAUGCACCACCUACUGCAACUAGAAAUUUUUGUCCUAAUAACUUCAACUUCAUUCUCAACAUCGACCACGACAGGCGCAGUUAUGAAGUAGCCAUCAUGUGGAUUCCCUAUCUAGCGACUCUCUUGUUUCCAUAUCUGGUAAGAGCGUUUCUAACAAUGCAUGCGCGCAUGAGUUGCGUGACUUUUAUCUGCUCUCAUGUAAAAGGACUCCCUGGCGGCCGCGCCAACUUCAACUUCAUUCUCAACACCGACCACAGGCGCAGCACCAGCCCAGCAAAGCAUGCCUGGAGAGCAAAGCUUGCGAGGACAGGAUUCAACAUCCAGACGGCGAAACAACUCUGCAGCAUCAAAGAAACAAGAGUGCUUUUUUUUGUGUUUUACUUUUUCAUGGUUCUGUCGAAUAUCUGAAUAAAACAACCGGUUCGUUUUUACCUCUAGCGUGUAGCCCUUCCAACAAUAUCUGAAGUUUCUCAGUAAGACAAUUUCUCUUGCAGCUAAGUAGUUCCUUAAGAAAAAUGCUCCUCAUCCGACUACUCGAGGUUCACGUUCACCUACCUUUGCCUGUUUGUCAUAGUCUUCACACCGCCAACCACCAGGAUGGUCCUCGAUAAGAGUCUCCAUAUGUGGAGAGAAGCAGUGGUAGAAGUUGGAGCCAACGUUAGAGACCUUAAGGUGUCGGAGCGUGUGACCUACGAUCUCCAUCGAUGCCUGAUUUGCGGCACUGAGAUUGAGUUCAUGUGUGAAGGUACUUUCUUGGGGUUCAAGAGAUGACCACUCUAUUAAGUCUACAGUCUGUUACUACAGUUGAACAGAUACAGAAAUAAUGCGGAUCAAUAACAUUGUUUGCAUGUAUGCUACAGAUUUUGGAUGAAUUAUUUUACGAAUAGGUUCCUUCGCCAGUGGAUCUUUCAUCUCUCAUCCGGGCGUCAUCCACCAUCAGUCUCGUUCUAAUUACAUUCUGAUCCUCCUUCCCUGACAUGUUUCUCUCGAAGGAACGAACCUGUCACCUCAACACAAAUUUCACUUGAUAUUAUACCUUUUUUUCCUAGUUAUUGUUAUGGUAGAGUUAGAGUUAGAGCUCCACGUCCACCACUCCUAUCUUCAUACAUCCAGGUCAACUCGUAAAAUCCCUUCGCGUCGGAUCGAAAGUAUGGUCUCCAUCCCAGCAGGACUGGGUGGAUUCCGCGAACUCCAUAGUGCAACAAAAGCCUUUACCUAUACUAGAAUGCCUUCAACUCCUUGUUUCUACCCAAGGGGAGCAUAUUCAGAUCGGUGGUGGCGGUGGUGGGUCACAGCAACAGGAUCAAGUUCAAGACCAAUUAACUCAAGCGGGUGCAGAUCACGAUGCUGGUAAUGUAACCAGCAGAAGUACGGAUUCCACCACCACGUCGAAUACAACAGCAUCUAAGAUGGAUGGUCAUGUUCCAGGAGGUGGCAACACUAGUCCGAGACGUGCUUCCACAACAAUUAGGGCUACCGCUAAGGCAUCCUCAGCACUGUCCUUGGCUCUUUUUCAAUACUUGAACAGGAAGCCAAGGAUGCUCCCAGGGAUGCGAAGGCGGUAGCUCCUCUAAAACAAGUUCUAUUUGCAGCACUACAACUGCUGCGAACAACGUCAGCAAUCCUGCUGCACCGCAAAGCUUAGAACAGGCUAUGGCCAUCACAAAUCAAAGGCCCAUCUUCCGCAGGAACCGACGAGCGUGGGACUGGCCAUUAAUUACGGCCACCAUCUGCGAUCUGGAACAUCUUUUAGCCCAUCUGUGAGCUGUUUUCAAAGAGGAAAGCAGAUGUGAGGGAACAAAAGAUGGAUUGAUGUUGUAGAAGUGAGUUCUAAAUUAAGCCGCGAAUGCUACCGGAUGCGCUUUGUUGAAGUGCUUAAGAGCGAAUGCUCCGCUCUGGCCGAAGAGCGGGAUACAGUGGUGAACGAAUACAGCGACUUGAGUGCGGAGAGGGAUUCGUUAGCGGCGAAGUUGGACUCUAUUCAUGGCGCGCUAGGGAUGAAGUGAUGGGAAAAUGAACAACAUUCUUCAUGAUCUUGUUGUGAAGAAAGAGUGUUGUGAAGAAAGAGUCCCUGGAGAAAGAAUAGCCAAGCUAGAGUAGAAUUCUGAAUUCAUAUUCAUCGAAAAUUGAACGUGAACGGAAUCAUAUCAGAUGUUGUGAUUCCUAAGUAAUCCUAUGAACACAAACAGUGCUGUGGUUGACGUUGCCAUGUUGUUGAUAUUUCGUUAUUCAUGCGAUAGAGGAAGGAAAAAUCGCACAUCAAAACACGUCUGAUAUUAAGCGGACAAAGCAACAAGAAUAUCACUCAUCAUCGCACGAAUAAGAGUGAUCGGACCUCCUCCAGCAUAGUGCGCUCAGAACCUCUUCAACAUGGAAUAUGAUUCAGAUUUUGCUUGACCGCCAAUGCACCAUAAAAAGUUUCCUCGUGGAAGCAAUAACAUGA